CUUUUUUACCAGUGUUCGAGAUGUCUGUCAGUUGCGGGUGUUGCUUCUUCUUUUUCUUGAAAAUACCCUGCAUUCUAGUUUUUUUGUGAAAGGACAAUAUAUACCCUGCUAAUAUUUCAGAUCGUUCAAUUCAACCACUUAUCAUUGGUUUCUAGGGACGAAACAGUUUGAUUUUGAACAAAAAUGUUCCGAUACUUUCGAUAUUGGUUGAUAUAUUUUCUAUACAUUUUGGUUUCAUUCGUUUAAUCAAUAUGUUAUCUCACUUGCAGUACACAUUUAAACAGAUAAUUUCACCUGUGACCAAAAUUUCCUUUAAAUGUUGAGCGUGAGGAGCCAGUAUACUAAGAACAAUUAUAAAUUGAGCAGCAUUUCCACUACGCACACGAUUGCUCCAUCAGAAAAAUGCACAAAAUCCAAAAUGUAAAUAAAGUUAUCACUAGCUGUCAGAAAAGUGAGGUUAUAGAAAUUCGGUGAGACAGUCUAUUACCGGGCCAAAUGAGAGUGGAUAUUUCCAAGACGAUUGUUCCUAAUAUCCGUUUCCCAGGUGUAAUCGAUGGCACUCAUUGGCGUAUCUUCGAACUCGUGAGUAGACCUGGACUGGUCUUUAUCCAAAACCCCUUCACCGAGCAUGCUCAACGCUACUGGAUUGCUCGAAGCGUUUGUGACUAUCCGAAGCACCCAAACCGUACCAAUCUACCGGCUAGUGUGAUAGCCAAGUAUUCACCACACAGUAACAAACCGGAUAAGGAACUAAGGCAAAGCUUCGACUGGUGGCAAACGGCUCUAGAUAUCGAAGACCCCCAAGAACGUAGUAAGUUUUUGAAAACCUUAAGGUGGACCACUCUGGGUUAUCACUACGACUGGACGAACAAAGUGUACGACGAAGCGGCCAAGGCGGCUUUUCCGACCGAUCUCGCCGCACUGUGUCACCAUUUUGCUAAAUCACUUGGCUAUGGAGAUUUUCGACCGGAGGCGGCUAUCGUAAACUACUACCCGGUGGGUAGUACUUUGGCCGGACACACGGACCACUCGGAGAAAAACCUAGAUGCGCCGCUGUUUUCUUUUAGUUUUGGACAACCGGCUGUCUUUUUAAUUGGUGGUCCCAGCAAGGACGAACGACCGGAUGCCUUGUUGCUGCGGAGUGGCGACGUAAUUGUCAUGACUCGAGCCAGCAGGCUGUGCUAUCAUGCGGUUCCUAGAGUUUUCACAGAUCGCACCGAACGGUGUUGCUUGUGGGCGGAGGGACGGGAGCUCCCGAACGACCAGUCAUUAGAGGAACCGGAAGCGCAAACUAUCCUGUGUAGCAGCACUAUUUCGGCUGCGGCCGCCACCUUUUGCCACCGUUCGGUGAAUUCGCCGCAUCAGGACCGUGGCUGGAGUGCCUUCGUUGAUUACAUUAGUAAUAGCCGAAUCAACAUCAAUAUUAGACAAGUUUUAAAUGAAGGGAAAAAUCAGCUGUAAAUGAAACCCAUCCUCAGGGGGAGCGUGGAGAAGCUUCCGGUAUUGUGC
Wyeomyia smithii (pitcher-plant mosquito) is the source of this 1509-nucleotide messenger RNA. It is a transcript of the gene AlkB, whose product is annotated as nucleic acid dioxygenase ALKBH1. Gene Ontology annotation, cellular component: cytoplasm; nucleus. The transcript is spliced from 4 exons. The record is from RefSeq and is a predicted model, not a curated record. The coding region runs from base 496 to 1461 and encodes 321 amino acids. Gene Ontology annotation, biological process: oxidative RNA demethylation. Lineage: Eukaryota; Metazoa; Arthropoda; Insecta; Diptera; Culicidae. Gene Ontology annotation, molecular function: oxidative RNA demethylase activity; ferrous iron binding; broad specificity oxidative DNA demethylase activity.